Molecule: messenger RNA, 1282 nt
Organism: Dinoponera quadriceps
Lineage: Eukaryota; Metazoa; Arthropoda; Insecta; Hymenoptera; Formicidae
Product: C-type lectin domain family 4 member E
Exons: 4
Coding region: 59-868 (269 amino acids)
Source: RefSeq, a predicted model, not a curated record
CAGUCGCUUCGAAACAGUUUCAAUCGCAUUCUUCGAAUCGGAGAUUCGUUCUCACGCGAUGCUGAUCGUCAGCCUGUCGUCGCUCUUAUUGACCAUGCACGCGGCACACUCGGCCGUCGGCGAUCGUUGCUGCGAGAUCAAUUACCACGAGCUGCCGCAAUACGAGCUAAUAAAGAAGAAUUCGCGCUCGAAGCAGCCGAUCAUAUCGCGAAAAGUGGUCUCCAACGUGAGCGAGUGCGAGCAAUUCGCCGCGUCGAAGAAGUCCCUCGCCUUCAAUUUCGUUUCCGCGAGGGAUCGUGCCGGAAGUUGGGAAAAUACGUGCCAGGCUCUUCAGUGCCCGGAGGAUCACAACAUGACCACUCUCACACCGGCGGCGAAUCACAAAUAUUACAGCAUGUAUCCAGUUUUCGUUCCGCCAGAUAACACAACGGUGAAGUGCAUUCCCAAGGCGGGAGUAUUUCUGUUCUCCUCCGACCACUUGAAUUACACGCAAGCUCGGACUUUCUGCCGAGAAAGGAAAGCCUCGCUCGCGCAUGUGAUCAGCGAGGAGCGCACAGAAGGCUUGGCGAGGUUCGUUUCGCCGAGUACUCCAAGAUACGUGGGCCUCAGCAACAUUGACAGUGAGAGAAUCUGGAAGAACGAAUUCGGCGAACCCCUGUCGUGCUUCGAUUAUCGAGCAUGGGGCGUAGGACAGCCGUCGCACUCCAAAGGCUGCGUUGUCCUCGCAAGCUCACCUGUCAAGGGCACGCCGCCCUCUUGGGAAGUCGCGCCCUGUUACAUAUCAUUACCCUUUAUUUGCGAAGUUAUACCUUUGCCGAUUCAACAACGUUCGUCACGACGACGUCACAAACAACGUUCGUCACGAUGACGUCACAACAUCGUCGUCGCUAGUAACACGAACGCAGUCACAAUACAGUCCAUAGUUGCACACGCAUGUAAUUAGAAUAUACAUAUACAUAUACAUACAUAUAUAUAUAUAUAUAUAUAUAUUUCAUGUGUAACGAAUUUAAUCUACGAAUGAAAUUCGUCACUUGCAACAACUCAGUGAAAACAUUGCAUUAUAAUGUCAUACAGUAUGCACAUUACAAAAUAUAAUGUAUAAAAUAUUAAAUAAUUGUUAUAAAUAUAUAAUUAAAUUAUAUAUAAUUAUUAAAUAAUUAAAUUAUAAUUGUUUAAACGAUAAAAACGAGAAGUAACGAGGCAAAACUUAACGCGUAUUCUCCGAAGCAACAAAGGAAUAGCCUUUGUCGGAUCGCACAGGAUAUCCUGGAAACUUCGCGCU